UGCAGGAUGAUGGCUCCUGUCAGCAGUGACGGCGCUGCUUCAUGUGCUUGUAAAGGCAUUAGACGGUGUCUGGUAUGUGAAAAGUUAAAAGGAAAGGGACAGUUGGAAGCGAAUAAAACAAAGGUUGUGCAUCGUUUCCUCUACAAUCCUGAUGCAAAGCUUGCAGUUCACCAAAAUGCAGAGAGUCUGUCCUUCCCAUUUCCUGGUGUUUUUCUGUGGGAGAAUUUCAUAUCAGAAGAGGAGGAGAAGGAGCUGAUAAGCCGUUUCGACCAGGAUGUGUGGAACGAGUCACAGUCUGGUCGAAGGAAGCAGGAUUUUGGACCAAAGGUGAACUUCAAGAAAAGAAAAGUGCGUGUUGCUGCUUUCUGUGGGCUUCCCGCUUUGAGCCAAAAACUGGUCCUCCGAAUGCACCAAGAGCCAAGUCUGGCAGACUUUCAGCCAGUGGAACAGUGCAAUCUGGAUUAUCAUCCUCAGCGAGGUUCAGCCAUCGAUCCACACCUGGAUGACUCCUGGCUGUGGGGGGAACGCCUCGUCACCAUCAACAUGUUAUCCAACACCACACUAACCAUGUCCCUCGAAGAGGGUCUGCCAGAGCUGGGACUGGCUGAGGAAGUACAAGUAGCUGUGCAUCUUCCUCGCAGAUCUUUAGUGGUGUUAUACGGCAAGGCACGGCAUAAAUGGAAGCAUGCCAUUCAUAGGGAGGAUGUUAAUGAGCGCAGAGUCUGCAGCACCUACAGAGAGCUCUCUGAAGAGUUCCUGCCUGGAGGGCAGCAGGCAGAGAUGGGAGCUCAGCUGUUGGACAUUGCUUUGAGCUUCAAAGGAACUCCGAUAUAGACUCAAAUGAUCAGACAGAGGAGGAUUUCAGACUCUGCUGACUUGUUUGAACUUGAGCAGUUUGAAGACUUAAAGAAAAAGGCCUAACUUAUUUUAUUUUAAAGGAUUUUUUUUCUUUUAAAGAAAGCAGCCUCUGUGGGAUCCUGUGAUGUCUUUGUAUUGUUUUGCAGACUUAGAAUAAGGCUAGUACACAAAAACAGAACUAAAUUUUGGUCCAGGAGCUGUUUGACUUGUUGAUCAAACUUUAGAUUGCAGCUUUAUUUUGUUGGGCAGAUUCCUGUCCACUGAAAUAUCAGGUGAUGCUCCUAAUCUUUAUACCUGUGAACAAUCAAUGAUCCUAAAACUCAAUGCACUGAUAAGUCAGGGUCUGUACCUUAUUUUUUUAAAAUUUUCAAAUGAAGAACCACCAUCAUUUAAAAAAUGCCCAGCUUUGAUAGUACUCCGUAUUUGGGAAAUAUUUCAGUAUAGAUGUUACCACAGUGUACAAAGCUAUCAGAAACAAAAGGAUGCCAAAUAUAAAGAAAAAAGUAUUAACUAACAUUUAAGACGUUUCUCCACUAUGUGCCUCAACAGCAAAGACAUAGCUUCAUUAUGUGGAGGUUCCAAGCAGAAUAUAAAAUGUACCAUCAGGUAUAGGUGGUUGCCCACAGUGAGCCUUGAAAAAUUUAAGAACAUAACACAACUGCCAGACUUUGCACUUCUCCGCAUCUUUUUUAGCUCUGCUUAACUCAGCCUCUCUUUGUUCACUUGAUGUCUUUCAAUAUAGGUAUGAAUAUAAGUAUAUUGGUGUUGGCUAAAAUUGGUUUGCAAAUAUUGGAUACCAGCAAAAAUCCACUAUUGUGUAUCCCUACAUUUUUAUCCUAAUUUUGUGAACACCUUAUUUGGUGAGAAAAAGGCGACAUGAUAGGUUAAAUAGUUUCAAGGAAAACUUUUAUCUUGUCAAUUAACCUAAUGCAAAUCUACACAGUCCCAUGUUUCUUCAGCACAUCAUAUGGCGUAUUUACUAAACAGUAAAUGGGUGUCUUGUUUUCAUUCAUAAAUUUCUCAUGAGGAGGGAGAAAUUUAUUUAAAAGUGCACUUCUACAUUAAUGCUGAUAGUAAUGAAAGAGUGCAUGUGCAUCCUUGGAUCACAGAGCACAUUCACACUCUGGGACCGCUUCCAGCGUGAAUGCAGAAGUGCACUUUUAAGUGCAUUUAUUCCUCGUGACAAAUUUAUGAAUGAAAACAAAAUAAUGGUUUUCUUUGUAGUAAAUAUGCCCAGCAGUGGAAUUUUGCAUAUUGUGUGUUUAAAAAAAAAAACUUUAAGCAAGAAAAAAAGAAGUGAAAAUUCCCCCACCUUAAUGUUUUAACUGCUUUUAUUCAGCUGUUCAGUUCAGUAUUUCUUUGCUGGUUGAGCCCCAGAACCCACCAUCAACUCCUUAGCAGGAAGUGUGACCCAAAUUUCUAUUUUCAGAUCAAUCAGAUUUAUUUCAUAAAAGCUAAUACAGUUUGGAUCUGAGACAGUACAAAACAAAAAUGGGACAAAACAAAGAGACAGAGACAGGUCAACAGUGUUUUAAAGUGGACGUAGAUUACCCUUUUAAGACAAGUUUAUAUUGGUCUCAGAAUUCCCCAAAACAUGCCUGUGAAGUUUGUUGCUAAAUCACUCCAGUAUAGGAUUUUUGUAUGUCUAAAAAAACCCCCUCUGUUUCUGCCCUGCUCAAAACAGGUUGUAGCUUUAAAUGCUAAUGAGCUGUCUGACGCCGCCCCUGCUGGCAGCUGAUAGAUAGGAAGAUCAGGAGAGGAGGGUAAAACUUUCUUCCAAGUCGGGGGGGGCAACCCAGCCUGGGGGCGGUGCUAACUCCCCACAUGACAUCAUGAGGGGAAAAUCUGAGAACGGCAUGUUUUAGCACACAUUUUCUGAAAGGUGGAGAUAGAGAGGGGGCAGGGAAUGGGUUUCUCUGAUUCUUGGGGGGAAUUGUGGACAGGCCAGGAGCACAUAUUUUUAUUAGAAAGGCCUGAAAAAGUGAUUCUUGUAUAAUAUGCCCCCUUUAAAAUAGAUUCAUGGACAUUUUGGGGCAUAAUGGCCCACUUUAGGGUCCCAUUGAGAAUUACUGAUUUAGAUUACCACCAAAAGGUGUCAAAGCUCAGUUUAUCCAGGUCAAAUUUGUCCAUUAGUUUGUCACAGGCUAUAAUUUGUGCUAAAAUAAAUAUUUUCUAUAUGAUAAAAUGAAAAAUUUUACCUUGCACAAUUGUACUUCACUGUAUUUUCAAUCAAAAAUGUCAUGGAGGCUGCCAAUUAAAAUCUAGAAAAAUCAACAUAGUUAUCUUACUAGUUUGUUUCUCCAGUCUUUCAAUUGUAUUCUAUUGAUUUUGUCAUUUUAAAUCCAUCCAGUCACUCCUUCUUUUCUGUUAAAUAUGCAUGCAUAUAGCUGCUAUUUGUUUUAUUUAAGUUUAUUAUUGAAUUCGUCAGCUAUCUUUCUUCCUUCAGUUGUGCCUUUAACAUACACCAGCUGGUCUGCCCAGCAGUGCUUUUCUGUCUGUAAUAUUAAGUCUACCACACAGGAGCACUGCUGGCUCCAGCUGAGGAGGAGCUGCUGCAGCAGAGAGAAGCAUCAUUAAUAAAGGAGUGGCUGCUGAAUUGAAGGUCAUCAUCUCCCCGCUGUGCUGCUGGAGCUCACAGAUGUCACACACACUUUUAAAAGACUGUAAAACCUGUUUCAGACAUAUGCUGCGGAUUCAUUUCACCACAGAAAUUAUAAUAUUUAUAUGACAACCAUA
Molecule: messenger RNA, 3594 nt
Organism: Cheilinus undulatus (humphead wrasse)
Lineage: Eukaryota; Metazoa; Chordata; Actinopteri; Labriformes; Labridae
Gene: alkbh4
Product: alkB homolog 4, lysine demthylase
Exons: 3
Coding region: 7-834 (275 amino acids)
Biological process (GO): protein demethylation; actomyosin structure organization; oxidative demethylation
Cellular component (GO): contractile ring; midbody
Molecular function (GO): demethylase activity; oxidoreductase activity; actin binding
Source: RefSeq, a predicted model, not a curated record